UAGAUGGAGUUCAAGAAUCCACUGGGUCACUAAUUUGUUUAUUGGAAAUAAGUGUUAUCACUUUACCUUAACCUACUGCUUCAAUUCAAUCCCAAAAUUGAAUUAGCUUUUGGGUGUUGCAGACAAAACUAGAGAGAAUCUUUGAGGAAAGAUAUUGAAAUUUGAAAGUACUCAAUUGUAACUGAGUAGUGAGAGCUUGAAGAUGAUGGAAAGAAAGCCCCAUUUCAUCAAGAUAAUUCUUGAUGAUAUUAUCCGUGAUGGCAAACUUCGGCUUCCAAGCAAGUUUGUCAGGGAACAUGGAAAUGGCAUGUCAAGUCCUGUAAUCCUUGAAGUCCCUGGUGGUGCUGUAUGGAAAGUGGAAUUGUUGGAGUGUGAUGGUGAGGUUUGGUUAGAGAAGGGUUGGCGAGAAUUAGCAGAGCAUUACUCUUUGGAGUAUGGUCACUUCCUAGUCUUCAAAUAUGAAGAAAACUCCCAUUUCCAUGUGCUCAUAUUUGAUAAAAGUGGUUCAGAGAUUGAGUAUCCAUGUAAUAGCAUCUUCAACUACAUGGCGGAGCCAAAUCAUGACGGAGAACUCCAAAAUCACAAGGGGGGAAAUGCAGAUGAUAGCUCUAUUAAAAUGUUAGAUGCCCUGUCAUCAUGCCAGAAAAUGGGAGACAAGUUCCCAUUUUUGCAAUCUUGUCAGAUGAGAACUGAUUCAAAUAUGAGUGAAAAACUAAGCUGGUCAUCAAUUCAUGCUUGCAUCACCACCAAUACGCCUAUUAGCACCUUUGGCCCUCAAUCGAGUUUUAUAAAACUUGAAAAAUCAGAUAGUUCUCUGCAAGAACUUGGAGGAAAGUGCGCACAGAAGAUGUGCAUAGGGAGUGCUUGUGAGCAGGCUACAAGUCUUUCAAGUUUGCAUACUUCUUGGGCUCUAGAAGCUGCCAACAACUUUCCCUCAAAGUAUCCAUCCUUCAAGGUUAUUGUGCGGCAAUACCAUUUUCGGCAUUCCAAUGUGAUGCCAUAUCGCUUUUUCACAAGUCAUAUUGAGCGUAAAGCAGAGAACAUAAUGCUUCAGGUUGCUGAUAGAAUGUGGCCUGUGAAAUUGAGAGAACGGUCCCAUACAGUUGAAAUAAAUGGUGGUUGGAGUGCAUUUUCAAGGUCAAAUUCACUAAAAGCUGGGGAUGUCUGUGUCUUUGAGCUGAUUAAGAGUAAUGUACUGAAUGUAAUCAUUUUCAGAUGUGGCGAUCAAUAGUAAGCAUGUCAUAACUGCUAUUUUCUUGGAGCAGCAUUUUCUAGCAAUCCGAGGCACUUAGAUAACUAUGUUUUCAGAAGUCUCUAUUAUCUUUUUCUAUACUCUUGAAUGGGAAAGUAGCUUUUGUUUGUACAUCAGUGUCACCCUGGAAUUGACCUGUUACUUCUGCUGUAGAUUAACCUAUGCACUGUAAAUUACUUCUGUUUUCUGAGUGUGCAUCACUUUUUGCC
Molecule: messenger RNA, 1461 nt
Organism: Ricinus communis (castor bean)
Lineage: Eukaryota; Viridiplantae; Streptophyta; Magnoliopsida; Malpighiales; Euphorbiaceae
Product: B3 domain-containing transcription factor VRN1
Exons: 4
Coding region: 203-1231 (342 amino acids)
Molecular function (GO): DNA binding
Source: RefSeq, a predicted model, not a curated record